This is a messenger RNA of Morone saxatilis (striped sea-bass), 1097 nucleotides long. RefSeq names its product unconventional myosin-Ie-like. Gene Ontology annotation, cellular component: myosin complex; plasma membrane; vesicle. The record is from RefSeq and is a predicted model, not a curated record. Gene Ontology annotation, molecular function: microfilament motor activity; actin filament binding; ATP binding. NCBI's taxonomy places the organism in Eukaryota, Metazoa, Chordata, Actinopteri, Moronidae. Gene Ontology annotation, biological process: actin filament organization; vesicle transport along actin filament.
GUGUCGUAUGAUGUCAGUGGUUUCUGUGAGAGGAACAGGGACGUGUUGUUUAACGACAUCAUCGAGCUGAUGCAGAGCAGUGAGUUUCUGUUCAUCAGAGCUCUUUUCCCUGAGAACCUGGAGGCUGAGAAGAGAGGGCGUCCGAGCACCGCCAGCAGUAAGAUCAAGAAACAAGCCAACAGUCUGGUCCAGACUCUGAUGAAGUGCACUCCUCACUACAUCCGCUGCAUCAAACCCAACGAGACCAAACGUCCCCGGGAUUGGGAGGAGAACCGGGUCAGACACCAGGUGGAGUACCUGGGCCUCCGAGAGAACAUCAGAGUCCGCCGGGCUGGAUACGCCUACAGACGGGUCUUCAACAAGUUCCUGCAGAGGUACUCCAUCCUGACCAAGGACACCUGGCCUCAGUGGAGGGGCGAGCAGCGCCAGGGAGUUCUGCACCUCCUCAACUCUGUCAACAUGGACCAGGACCAGUUCCAGCUGGGCAAGAACAAAAUAUUCAUCAAAGCUCCAGAGUCGCUCUUCUUGUUGGAAGAGAUGAGGGAGAGGAAGUACAACGGUUACGCUCGGGUCAUCCAGAAGGCGUGGCGUAAACACAUUGCCGUCCGCAAGUACGUCAAGAUGAGGGAGGAAGCCUCAGAUGUUCUUUUGAACAAGAAGGAGCGCCGCAGGAACAGCAUCAACAGGAACUUUGUGGGCGACUACAUCGGGACAGACAACCACCCAGAGAUCAGACAGUUUGUCGGCCGCCGAGAGAGGAUCGACUUUGCCGAUGUCGUGGUGAAAUUCGACCGAAGAUUCAGGACUGUGAAGCGUGACCUCAUCCUGACCCCGAAGUUCCUUUACCUGAUUGGCCGAGAGAAGGUGAAGCAGGGUCCAGAUAAAGGCCAGAUCCAGGAGGUUCUCAAGAGGAAGAUUGAACUCACCAAGAUCCAGUCUGUUUCCCUGAGUACUCUGCAGGACGACUUCUUCAUCAUCCACGAGGAGGAGUACGACAGCGUUCUUCAGAGCGUCUUUAAAACGGAGUUCCUCAGUCUGCUGGUCAAACGUUAUCAGGAGAAAACUGAGAAGAAACUUCCGCUCAAAUUCAACAACCU